UACCCUGGGAGAACUCAAGCUAGGUUGAACCCGGACCCGGGUAGCUUUUGUAGUGUAAACCGGUCUUAAGUUGAAUUUCUGAAUUAAUAAAGCCCCCUGAAUGACUGCUUUCUUUUCCUGUCACUAAAGUGAAACUGCCAAUACGGAAGACGGGACUUAUCAAGAGGACUUUUGUUAACUUGAGCAGGAGGUUUGUGAAGAAUGUAAAGCUCAUUUAUAUCCAAGUGCAAACGAAUAGUAUUGAUGUCAAAGAGUGCACAGCACAAGACAUGGAUUAAAGACAAGAGUUUCUUGAAAAUGCGGUCAUUUUAUCUAUCUCCUGUCUUUAUCGUAAAUUGGUAAACCAGCUUGUUUGUUCGCCUUACAUUUCAAGGAAUAGCCUUUAACAAGCGUUACUGCGUUGGUAGACGCUUUUAUUGCUACACAGGCUGCGUAAUGAUUACAAAACUCUGGACAGUGAUCGCCCUGGUGUGGGCCGUCAUAGCAAUUGUCUGGGCCAUUGACGAUCCUCAUCUCCGAUUUUACUUGGGAGACCUGCAUAGGAACAGAUCAAACUACGUUUUCACUGCACCAGAGGUUCUGCAUCCAGGAAAAGUGGCAACUAUUGGUGUUUUUGUGUCAAAUUUGAAGACUGAUGUACUCAUUCACGUUUACCUAGUGACCUGGCACGGGGAAAAAGUUCUAGCAAGUGCAGAAAAAUAUGUCUCGAUAUCUGAUUCAGGUAGAAAGCCAUACCUUUUAAAGCUCUGGGUUCCCAGUAUGGUGAAAAAUGAGUACGCUCUACUUGUUAUUAGUAUGCUGCAACAUCCUUACCGGGAAGAGAGAAAGGUUGUGAGAAUAAUGAAAGAAAAGCCAGAUAUAAUGUUAAGUACAGACAAAGCUUACUACCAGCUUGGAGAAAACGUUGAAUUGUGGGUGUUUGCGUUGGAUCAUCACCGAAUGCCAUACGAAGGACAGGCAAGUUUCUAUUGAUCUAUUUUGCAUUUGUUUGGAUAAUUAAGGCAACAUGUGAUUUUUGAGCAUGCAAUAAUUGCCAAUUUUAUGUUGAUCAUGUCCUUACUCUCUUGCAAAGCCAACAAAUUUACAUUUCCCUCAACUGAAAAAUUUUUAAAACACAAAAAUGUUUCUUCUACAAGCUUUUCUAAGCAGAUCAAAAGGUGUUGACUUGUAAGCUUAAUGUCAACAAAACCUUUCCUGUUUUUAAAUGAAUUCUAUUUAGCAGAGUUUUACGGCAUUGUGCCAUACAAGCCGAUGAUCGACUGCGCUCCUUCUUCUUGAGUAUCGAAUUAUUCAGCUAGAAUUGCAACAUACUGCUGCUACUUCACAUGUUUUGCAUCGGAGUACCUUUCCUGUCACCGAAUAAAUAUGGACCAAAUGCAUCUUUCGCUCUAGUAUUUUUGCAAGCAAGAAACUUUAAACGAAAAUGAGAACGAAACCAAAAAGAAAAGCAAACACGGCCAGGAUUUAAUGAAAACAUGAAGAAUAUAAGUUUUGUGAAGAAUAUAAGUUUUGGGAAGAAUAUAAAUUAAUAUGAAGAAUUCAAGUUUUAACUCUUUCAGUUGCUUUAUAAAGAGAGGUUUUAUCUUUCAAAUACAUGGUUUAUUUGUGUUUACAAAAAUUCUGUAGAAUGUACAUAGGCAUAUCUUUGAAAUUGGUUAUAACAUUAUUCUUAUAUCAAUUCUUUGUUAUAUAAAAACUAUCAAUUUCUUUUUACUAGCUAGAGGGGACGAGUUUUUAACCAAAAAAAUUUAAAUAUGCGAUUGAAUUUGGUGUAUAUCUCCUUUUUCUUAAAGACUACUGACUUACUUUGGCAGCCAUUUGAAACAUUUUCUACAUGGUGAUCUAGUAAUUAGGUUAUUGAUAUUGUGAUUCUGUGGCGGGAGCCAUGUUUUCUAGGCCUCUACUUUAAUGCCAGAGAACCCUGGGUACCAGACUCAAUAGAGUAACGCAAGAUAAUCUGCGGGCCAAAAGAAUUUAAAAUCUUCUCGUCUUUUUCAGAUUCAAAAAGCUAUGCUGAUGGUGAGCAUGAAAGCAUUUAAAUGAUUCCUAAUUAAUUAUAAUUGAGCAUUUAAAAUAUUUAUUUGAUCAAAACUAUAGAAUUACUUUUUUAUUUCAAUGCCGAAAACUGACUUUAUUAGACAGGACUUCCUUUUCUCUGUUAUGUAGAAUAUAAGCUUUAACUCUUUCAGUUGCUUCAUAAGGAGAGGUUUGAUCUUUCAAUUACAUGGUUUUUUUGUUUUCUGUAAAGUGUACAAAGGCAUUUCUUUGAAAUUUGUUGGAACAUUAUUCUUUAUCAAUUCUUUGUUAUAUAAUAAAUUGUAAACUGCUUUUUACUUAGGACCUUGAUAUGGGCGAGCUGUAUGAUUUAAUUGAAAAUAUUCCCUUAAAGAGAGGUAUCGCAAGUGUAUCUUUCUCUACAAGUAAUGUUGUCCAAAAUGGAAAAUUCUUGAUAAAACUGAUGCUUGAAAACUACGAAAAAGUCAUCAAAAUACAAAUUGGGUCAGGCAACUUGGAUACGUCAAGUAAUGCGGUAGCCAGUUCCUUGUUUGGAUUCCAGAAACUGCCUCAAAAAGAAUUGCGCGUGCCUGAUGAAACAUUUUACUCACGCUCUGGGAUGAAAAUAAAUAUCAUGAUGCAGGAAGGUCCUUUUGAGGUAAAUUAUUUUUAUGAAUUAUGGGCUACCGUUUUGCAAUAAACUUCGCUCUAAGUAGCAACUAGUGCUGCCAGUAAAUGUGCAGGCAAAGCAAUUCAGUAUUUCUUCUUCUUCUUCCGUUUUCAGCUUACGCCGAGUCGGGCACCGUCUUAAGCCUCUUUCAACUGGUGCUUGCCAUGUCAUUCGUUGCUGUCCAGCUCUUCUUUAACCUCUUCGUGCUCUCCGUUCCAUUGUUGGCUAAGCGAUUCUAUUGCUGUUCAUCCUGGCUACAUGACCUAACCACCGGAGCCUCGUUUUUCUCACUUCUACACUAAGUGCUUCUUGGUGUGAUCUUAUAUCUUGGUUUCGUGCAUGCUGCUGCCAUCUAACUCUCGAGAUUCUUUCUGGUCAAAACACCUAUUUUUUCUCUUGCCUCUCAGUUAACUGCUAAGUUUCUGAGCCGUACAAGAACACGGGUAGAACACAGGCGUUACAAAUUCUAAUCUACACCGUUAACCUGAUGCUUUGAUUUCGCCACACUUUUGCGAUUUACGAGAAAGCAAAUGAUGCAAGAGCAGUUCUCCUUUUCAGUUUGACGUCCACAUUUCCUGAUCCAUUAAUAGAGCUUCCUAUGUAGAUGAUACGUUCAGUAUUAAGUGCUACAAUAGUCAAUCAGUUGUUAUUCGAGACUUUUGUCCAAUUCUAAAUGAUAUCUGAAUUCAUUGCAAAAAAUGUUUGUGACAGCACUGUUUUUUUGCUACGAAAAACAGGAUGUUGGGUUUCAAUGCAUUGUAAAAUUCCGUCCUCUUUACCCUAUAAAU
Molecule: messenger RNA, 3453 nt
Organism: Rhopilema esculentum
Lineage: Eukaryota; Metazoa; Cnidaria; Scyphozoa; Rhizostomeae; Rhizostomatidae
Source: RefSeq, a predicted model, not a curated record